GGGGUUUUCGACGGACACUCUGGUGAUCGCGCUGCCAAGCUGCUGAGCACAGAGAUCGUAGGGAUACUGAGGGACCAGAUCAUGCAGAGUUCGGGCCCUCAAGACAGCGCAUUGGGAGCCAGCCUGACAAGCAGCUUCCUUGAGGCCGAGAAGAGAGCGCUAGCACAGCCUUGGGACGAUGGCAGCUCAGCAAUCCUGGCAGUGAUCGAUGGAGAUCGUCUCUUCGUGGCGAAUGCUGGAGACUGCCGGGCGAUCAUCUGCGGUGAGGGAGAGCCCAUGCCAAUGAGCACUGAUCACGACCCGUCUGAGCCCGAGGAACGGAAGCGCAUCGAAGCCAACGACAAGGCGAUUGAAAGCUAUACAAUCAACGGAAGGUCCAUCAACCGAGUCAGAGGGCUCGCCAUGUCUCGAUGCAUAGGCGACAGAAAUGAUUGCAUCAUACCAGACCCUGAGAUAAAGGAGCUCUUGCUCACGAAGCAGCACAAGUUUCUGGUGAUUGCCAGCGACGGAUUAUGGGCAACCGUGACAAACGAAGCUGUGGCUCGGCGUCUCGACACCCUGACGGAAGAAGAGGAUCCGGCAGAAGAGUUGCAGAAGCUCAUCGAUCGACGCGAAGACAACAUCACAAUUGUGGUCGUUGACCUGCGAGGGCAUGCGUGA
Guillardia theta CCMP2712 is the source of this 660-nucleotide messenger RNA. RefSeq lists its product as hypothetical. Lineage: Eukaryota; Cryptophyceae; Pyrenomonadales; Geminigeraceae. The record is from RefSeq and is a predicted model, not a curated record. The transcript has 2 exons. Gene Ontology annotation, biological process: protein dephosphorylation. Gene Ontology annotation, molecular function: protein serine/threonine phosphatase activity. The annotation marks the transcript as partial.